UGUUCUCUGUAACUUGUACCAUGACUGGUGCAGAGAUUGAGCCUAGUGCCCAGGCCAAGCCUGAAAAGAAGGAUGGGGAAGAGGCUGGGGCUGGGGCUGGGAUAGAGAGUAAGGUCCCUCUGGUGGUCAGACCCAAGGUUAGGACCCAGCCGCAGAUAAUGACUGGGGCAAGGCCGAAAACUAAGACCAAGAUUAUGCCUGGAGUAAAGCCGAAGACUGAGGCAAGUGCCGUGGGUAGGUCACGUCCUAAGAGUAAGGCCAAGGCAAUACCUGGGUCAAGAUUUAAGGAUGAACCCCAGGUGUAUGCUCAGACCAAUGCCUCUCCACUGGUCACUACUGAUUGUGAGUUGGUUGCUAAAACUAAGUGCCUGUCUGUGGAUAGAGAACUGGUUAGUAUGGACACUGGGAACUUUCAGGGAAGGAAAGCUGACUCCCAAGCUGGAUUCCAGCCUUCUCUUAUGUCAGAGGAUGAGACCUAUAUGGGGUCCUGGCACUCUACUAGGCCUACAUCCAAACAAGAGGCCUCUUACAAUUCUAAUUUCAGAUGGGUUGAUAAAUCCUCUGUGAGUUCCUGGUUCUGGAGUGGAGAUGAGGUCACUACAAGAUGUCAUCCUAGGAACCAAACAAAGGCCAGUACUAGGUCCAGGCACAUGGCCAAACAAGAGGCUAAUACCAUGUCUAGGCCUAAAACAAAUCAGGAGCUCUAUAUUGUGUCUAGUUCUGGUUCUGAAGAUGAGUCUGUGAAGUCAUCCUGGUUCUGGUCCAGAGAAAAGACCAAUACCUCGUCUGGGCCCAGGGGAGAGGACAGUAGCAGGUCCAGGUUUAGGUUCAAGAAAGAAGUCUAUGUUGAAUCGAGUUCUGGAUCUGAGAAUGAAGGCCAUAUGAAGUCCUGGUUCUGGGCUGGAGAGGAGGCCAAAUUCAGAUCCAAACGCAGAGCCAGGAAAGAGGCCAAUACCAGGGCCAGGCGCAGGGCCAAGCGAGAAGCUUGCAGUGAUUUCAUGUCUGGGUCUAUAGAUGUAAUCAAAAAAGAAUCUUGCUUCUGGCCUGAAGAGAAGAUUAAUACCUUUUCAAGGCCCAAGACCAAGAAAGAGGCCAGGGCCAGAGCAAUAGCAAAGGCAGAGGCCAAAACCAAGGCUAGAGCCAGGGCCAAGCAAGAAGCCAGGUCAGAGGAGGAGGUCCUCAUUGGGACCUGGUUCUGGGCUACAGAAGAGCCCAGCAUGGUGGAUGGGGCCAGUGUCAAGUCCAGUCCACAAGUGGAGGAUGAGUCCAUUUUUGGGAGUUGGUUCUGGACUGAAGAAGAGGCCAGUGUGGGGGCUGGGGCCAGCAGUAAAUCCAGACCGAUGGCUGAGCAAUCUAUUGGUGAUUCGUGGCAUGCAACUGGGGAAAAGACCAGUAUGAAAACUGGGACUGAGGCCAUCUCUGAAUCUAUACUAGCAGCUGAUGAUGAAGAGGUCAUUAUUGGUUCCUGGUUCUGGGCUGGUGAAGAAGUCAGCCCAGAGGCUGAGGAAGAUACCAUUUUUGGGUCUUGGUUCUGGGUCACUGAUGAGACCAGUGUAGAAUCUGGUGUUGGGGUCAGCUGUGAGUCCAGGCCAAGUUCUGAGGAAGAAGAGGUCAUUGGUCCCUGGUUCUGGGCUGAAGAAGAAGUUGAUAUGGAGACUGAGGUUAGAGAACAGGCCAGUCCAGGAGCUGAAGAAGAGACAAUAUUUGGGUCCUGGUUUUGGGCUGAAAACCAAACCCACAUGGAUUCUGGGGCUGAACCUAGCUGUGACACCACUCCAGGGGCUGAGGAGGAGGAGCCCAUUAUUGGAUCUUGGUUCUGGGCCAGAGUAGAAGCUGAUGUCAACAGCAAGUCUAGCAUGGAGGAUGAAGAAGAGGCCAUUAUGCCAUCUUGGUUUGGGGCCAAAGAAGAGGUCAGUAUGAAGUAUGGGGCUGGUGCUCGAUGCAAAUUUAUGGCAGGGGCUGAGGAGACUGAAAAUAGGUCUUCCUUCUGGGCAGAAGAAGAACCCUGUAUGUAUCCUGCCAGUGGAGGAAGCUGGAAGUCUAGCCCAGAGGAGGAAGAGGACACCAUUGAUUCGUGGUUCUGGUCCACAAAAUACACAAGGCCAGAGACCAUUGUAGGGUCCCAGUUAUGGGUUGCAGAAGAGAGUAGUAUAGAUGGGACUGGAGAAGAGGCCAAGCUACCAGCUGAAGAGGAGACCAUGAUCAAUUCCUGGUUUUGGAAAGAAGAUGAAGCCAUUAUAGAGGCUACCAACAGAGAAGAGUCCAGGUCAGAAGCUGAGGAGGAGGACAUUAUUGGUUCUUGGUUCUGGGCUGGAGAAGAGGACAGGUUCGAGGCAGAACCUGAGGCUGGAGAAGAAGAUAGGCUAGCAGUUGAGGAGGAGGGUAUUGUUGGGACCUGGUUCUGGGCCAGGGAAGAGGCUGGAUUUUGCAGCAAAUCCAGUCCCAAAGCUGAAGAGGAAGAAGUCAUUGUCGGGCCCUGGUUCUGGGAAGAAGAGGCCAGUCUGGAGGCAGCAGCAGGGACCAACUUUGAGUUUAAGCCUGGGACUCAGGAGGAGGAAAUCACUGUUGGGUCCUGGUUCUGGGCUGAAGAAGCAGCCAGCAUAGAGGCUGGGUCUCAGGCAGUAGAAGAGACUGGGUCAGGUACUGAAGAGGAGACCAUUUUUGGAUCCUGUUUCUGGGCUGAAGCAGAGACAUGCUGUGUAUCUAAAUCAGAGAAUGAUGAAGAGAUGAUUGUUGAAUCCUGGUUCUGGUCUGAAGACAAGGCCAUUAAGGAAACUGAAUCUGUGGCCACCUAUGAGUCCAGGUCAGAAAAUGAGGAAGAGAUAGCUAUUGGGUAUUUGUUUGGAGCUGAAGAUGAGAUGAAUAACAGGACUGGCAAUGUUACCAACUGUGAGUCCAGGACAUCAGUUGAUGAGGAUGAGGCCAUAGUGGGGUCCUGGUUCUGGGCAGGAGAUGAGGCCCAUUUUGAAUCAAAUCCUAAACCGGUGUUCAGGGCCAUUUGCAUGUCAGAGUGUUCAGUUGAGCAGGAUCCUGAUCCUUCACGCAGGCCUCAGACUUGGGAGGAGGUCACUGUUCAGUUCAAGCCUGGUCCAUGGGGUAGGGUUGGCUUCCCAUACAUAAGCCCCUUUAAAUUUCCAAAAGAAGCAGCAUCUUUAUUCUGUGAGAUGUUUGGGGGAAAGCCCAAGGAUGUGAAACUUAGCCCAGAAGGGGAAGAGCAGGAAUCUUCACCUCAAACUGAUGAGCCUGACCCUGAGUUUCCAUUUCAGUACGAUCCUUCCUACCGGUCAGUCCGGGAAAUUCGAGAGCAUCUUAGGGACAAGGAGAGUGCAGAGCCUGAGAAUUGGUCCUGCAGCUGCAUACAAUGUGAGCUUAAAAUUGGUUCUGCAGAGUUCGAAGAACUCCUUUUAUUAAUGGAGAAAACUCGGGAUCCUUUUGUUCAUGAAAUAUCUAAAAUUGCAACGGGUAUGAGAAGUGCUUCUCAAUUUACCCGAGAUUUCAUUCGUGAUUCAGGUGUUGUCUCACUUAUUGAAACCUUGCUCAAUUAUCCGUCCUCCCGAGUUAGAACAAGGUUUUUGGAAAAUAUGAUUCGCAUGGCUCCACCUUAUCCAAAUCUAAAUAUGAUUCAGACAUACAUAUGUCAAGUGUGUGAGGAAACCCUUUCUUAUAGCUUGGAUUCCCCUGAGCAGCUUUCUGGAAUAACAAUGAUUAGUCAUUUCACUACUACUACUGACUAUCACACACUGGUUGCCAAUUAUAUGUCUGGGUUUCUCUCCUUAUUAGCUACAGGCAAUGCCAAAACAAGGUUUCAUGUUCUGAAAAUGCUACUGAAUUUGUCUCAAAAUCUUGUCAUGACAAAAGAACUACUCAGUGCUGAAACAAUGUCAGAAUUUAUGCGCCUCUUUAACAGGGAAGACACCCCUGACAAUAUUCAAGUCCUUCUUGCAAUAGUUGAGAAUAUUGGUAACAAUAUCAAAAAAGAAGAAGAGUUCGCUGAUGAUGAUUUCGAUCUUGAGCCACUUAUUUCUGCAUUCCAUGAAGUUGAGAAAUUUGCUAAGGAACUGCAAGGCAAAAUAAACAAGCAAAAUGACCCUGAAGCAGACCAAGAGAAUUAGUAUGAUUAAUUACUUGCCUCUGAUUGUCUUUAUGUUCCUUAGUUAUGAUCCUUGAGUAAUGCUUU
Propithecus coquereli (Coquerel's sifaka) is the source of this 4177-nucleotide messenger RNA. RefSeq names its product G protein-coupled receptor associated sorting protein 1 (gene GPRASP1). The record is from RefSeq and is a predicted model, not a curated record. Lineage: Eukaryota; Metazoa; Chordata; Mammalia; Primates; Indriidae. Bases 21 to 4112 code for a protein of 1363 amino acids. The transcript has a single exon.